CGAGGAUUCAAGGCACCAACGUUUCAAGACAAAUCCUUCGCUGUUUUUAUUAUUUUUCACUUUUGUUGAAAUUUUAGUGCAUUUUCACAAUGGCCAAACAAUUCACACUACUAGCUGCCUUUUUGAUUGUCCUUGCCAUUGGAGCUGGAGCUGAAGAGUCUGUUCUAAGCGGUGAAGGGGAUACAGUACCCUCUGCAGCUUCAGCAGGGCCUGGGACAUCAGCAGCUUCAGCAGGGUCUUCAGCAACAGAACAUUCUGGUGCCACAAAAGAUCCAGAUGGUCCAUCCACAGCAACUGUCCUUCCUCCAACAGAAGUUCCUGCAACUACGCAACCUCCAAAUCCCUGUGAUUCAAACCCAUGUGGCAGCGGAAGCACGUGUGAAGCUCGUGCCAAUCAGACUUUUGUAUGCUUGUGUCUGCCUGGUGAUUUUUAUGUUAUUUUGACCCAAAGCUGUCUGAAAG
Messenger RNA from Nematolebias whitei (Rio pearlfish), 462 nucleotides. RefSeq names its product mucin-13. Gene Ontology annotation, biological process: cell-cell junction assembly. Lineage: Eukaryota; Metazoa; Chordata; Actinopteri; Cyprinodontiformes; Rivulidae. The record is from RefSeq and is a predicted model, not a curated record.